CGUCGCCGCCGAGAUCGCUGCUUCGUCGUCGCCGACAAGAUCGAUGCCGCCGAGAUGCCGCCGCCGAGUUUGCUGCAGAGUCGUCGCCGCCGAGUUUGCUGCAGAGUCGUCGCCGCCGAGAUCUCCUCCUUCGUGCAAGGUCGCCGCCGUCGAGACUCCGACUUCGCUGCUUCGCCGCCGCCGCCGAGAUCUCCGCCUUCGCUGCAAGACGUCGCCGCCGAUAUCUCCGAUUCGCAGCAAGGUCGCGCCGCCGAGAUCUCCUCCUUCGCUGCAAGGUCGCCGCCGCCGCCUAGAUCGUCGCCGCCGCCGCCUAGAUCGUCGCCGCCGCCUAGAUCGUCGCCGCCGCCGCCUAGAUCGUCGCCGCCGCCGCCUAGAUCGUCGCCGCCGCCAGACUUUGCUGCCGCCGAGUUCCAAUCACCGCGCGUCGCGACGUCUGCGUUCGGGAGAGGAAGAAAGGCAGAGGAAAGGGAGAGAGAAACGGGUGGAGAGAGAGGGAGGAAACUGAUUUGGGGAAAGUGAUUUGGGUUAGGGUUUAGGAUUUUUUUGUUUUUUGUUUUUGAAUUAGUGGGCCCGGCGGGCCCCGCCAGCCGCAGUGGGCUUGGCCCAGCCGAUGGAAUCGGCUCUCAUCUUUCACACGGGCCAGCGCGUUUUCUCCUCCACCGAUGGAUGGCGGCUUGGCGACGUGGAGGCCCAUCCAGCCAUGUCAAUAUCUCCUAACAAAAUACCCUGUUAGGAGCAUAACUAGAUUGCAGUCGUACACUUGAGAUUUACUUAUCAUCCUCGCCACUCAGAACUUUAAGCUCUUGGCUAAGUUGAUAGACUCCGAUGCAUGCAUCAAAUUAUCCUUAAUGGUUGUAUCGGUAGAUUUCUUGAAUCCAAAUAAAUGCUUCUCCUUCCCCACUGAUUCCUCCUCCUUCCUCCCUCCUUCCGCCGUUCUCCAAACCCCCACCAAUUCCUCCGCAUCUGAAACCCUCUCACUUCCCCGCAUCUGAAACCCUCCGCUCCACUUCUUACUUCGCCGGCAAAUCGAUGGUGGCAGCGGGGAUGUGUUCUCCAUUCCCAGAGCGAUGUUCAAGUGAGAAGAAGCUGGCCAAAGAAGUAGGGUCAGAUAAAGGGGGAACAAGUGAUUGAAAUCUGCAACCUCCAUCUUCUCACUCGACCUAGGGUUAGAAAGAGGAAUUUCAGUUCUUCUUUUCUCCUCGACCCACUUCCUUAAGCCAACGACAGAUCAGACUGCCCAUUCACAACUCCAAAUCAGCUCGUCCUUCUCGUCUUCUGCUCGGCGGCCUCCUAGCUAUCGCCAUCCACCAUCCGCCCACAAUAGAGAUGUGAGAACUCCUAGUGCGAACAAUUAAUCAAUCAAUCCGCUCAUUCAUCUCAUCCUCUGCGUGCUUGUGUGGGGCUAGCGAGUCUUCACUUUAACAAAUCUCAAGGAAAGAAAGACCCGACAGGUGAAACAGUAAAGAGAAGUGAAGCAAUUCAUCAGCUAGCUCUUCCUAGUCCCCUCUAUUAAGGUAAAAGAGUGUGUAAUGCCAUCAUGUCUCUUUCUAUAUCUCCCAUGUUUUCCGCUUCCUUAUUGUAGGCACUCUGUUCCUUUUCCCUUGAUGAAUGUUUCUAUAGGCAAGCAUCAACAAGGUGGUUGUUAUAGUAUAAUGAUUGAUUAUGAAGAUUGGAUUAGUCUAAUGGGUUGUGUCUGUGGUUUUGAUCUAGGUGAUAAACGAUGGUGCUUGGAGACUAAACAUAUAUGUACUCAUAUGGUCUUUUUUAUUAUAUACAUAGUACUCCCUCAAACUCCCUGCAUUUCUUCAAUUUACUGUCACCUUUGAUCAUCACCCACACCCAUGUAUGAUGAGAAAUUAAAUGGAUUAGAAGGGCAGCAGGUUGGAAGUUAACUUGGCAUGCUAUGCCUAGAAUGUUGCUGUGAUUGGUGGUUGGGUAAAAAUGGAAGUUAACUUGGCAUCCUAACAACUCCAUUUUUGUCACUAAAAAGUAUGUUUUAAGAACUGGAGUCGGGUGGUUGUAGUGUUGUGUAAUGCAGGUGAACAUAAAGCCAUUUAAGAUCUAAUGAAACCUUCCCCUAAUACCUCAUCGAUUUUUAUGGCUUAUUUGUCAUUUGGAUUCAUGUAAUGUACUCGAGUUUAUGCAAAGAUUCAUCCUUUAAAGUCAAAGGGUGAUGUAUCGAUUUUUAUGGCUUAUUUGUCAUUUGGAUUCAUGUAAUGUACUCGAGUUUAUGCAAAGAUUCAUCCUUUAAAGUCAAAGGGUGAUGGGGGAAAGUCUAUGGAUUGAAUAUGAUGUGUGAAUCUCCUCAAGUGUGUUUGAAAAGGCAAGACAAGAAGUUACAGUCUAUUAAUAGACAGUUAUGUGAGAAAUCUAUCAAUACAAAGGUAACGGUUGCAUUAGUAUGUUUUAGAUGAGUUAACAUAAGCUUAUUAUAACUAUGCUUUGCAUCUGCAGGUGGGUGCCUUUUCCGUUAUGAAAUAACUGGUGGUUGUUUUGCCAGACUUUCUAGCAGAGCACAUAGUAUCACUGAUUCCUUAAAUUCAAAAGGCACUGAAUGUAAGCAUGUUAUAUUAUAUCAUAUUUGUUACUAUAACUCAGUGGGUUCACUUGCCUUUACGAAUGCUAUUUUAAUUUUGUACAAGACAAAUCUUCAACCUCAAAUUUGAAGAUUGAAGCUCUUGUUCUUACAAGACUAGUGUGGGCUGCACCAUCUGUCUAACAUCCAUAUAUCAAGGUAAUUAGACAAUAUCAUCCCAGAAAUGGCAUACAUUAUUGGUAUUUGCUGUCAUAUUGCAGUCCGAAAUUUCAGGGCAACUCAUGGAGGUGCCAUUAAAGAUAGCUUGAUUACUAUUAAAGAUAUCAACAUUUAACUAAGAUCUUGAUCAGUGUUACAUCUUAGCUGUUGUAGUUUGGUCAUUAGAUUAGGUAAGUUUGUCAUUGCUGCCAAUGGUGUACACACCUAGUAGCUAGUCUUCGCCUUCUUGGGGUGCUCGACAGUUGAUGGUUUUGUGAUGGCAGGAGGCAGCAUUUGCAGCAUAUGUCAUGGAAAAAUUGACCAAGGAUGGUGAACCCACAGAUUUGGUCGACCUCUUAGGGUAUCAAGUGGCAAAACCAUAAUUUGAUGGCCUAUCAAGGCAAGUAUGUUGUCAAUUUGUAGAACUUGCAAUGUUGGGUAUUCUGAGUUUUUGGUUGCUGUUGACUUUCUGCAAUCUCUGUAUAACUUUUAGUAUGCAGUCUCUAUAUCACUAACUACUUUGAUUCUUCUCCUUCUGUUGUGCCCAUAUAGUUGUAAGUUACAGAUAACCAACCAUAUGAGUUUCUAAUUUAGCUCCAAGAAAUUGUAGGACAGAGGUUGUAUAUGUCAUUGUUGGAGAGAAGAGACGGGGGAAUGCGAAGAUGGUGGGAGUGAUGGCAAUUCUAUACGGAGUGUCUUGUGAUUUUUUUUCUACAUUUAUGUAUAAAUGUGUUAUCUAGAUCAGUUAGCCCGGGACACCAAAAUAAUUACAUACGUAACUAGUAUUAGUUUAGUUGGAGUUUCAGGCUACAAGAAUAUUAGUCUUUCAACUAUAUGUUAUUUAAUAUAUUUAUGAAUAAAUGGUAAUUUAUAUUGUCAAUAAUGUUAGAAUUUCAUU
This is a messenger RNA of Linum trigynum, 3632 nucleotides long. The record is from the annotation of a GenBank genome assembly. NCBI's taxonomy places the organism in Eukaryota, Viridiplantae, Streptophyta, Magnoliopsida, Malpighiales, Linaceae.